UGUAAGGGCUACAGAGAGGCGUAAGACUCAGUCCACAGCACGGAGAAGCUCACGCUUACUGGAUGGGACGUGCAGGAGUGAGUCGGCGUGGAGUGCUUUGGGAGAACAGGAGGACGGCUCCCGUUCCGGGCGCGACAAAGCGGUGGCCAAGCCCGGCCCGGCCAGCGCCCGCCAGCCGAGGGCCGCGGGCCAGGAGAAGACGAAGGGCAGAGCGACGGCGUCUCUGAGGAUGGACCCGCACGGCCGCGCUGGCAGGAGCAGGAAGUCCGCGAAACUGCGGUCUGUCUCCCGCUCCCUGAUGCUCUGCCACGCUAAGACCAGCGACGACGGCUCGAGCCCCGACGAGAAGUACCCCGAUCCCUUUGAGAAGCCCCUGGGCCAGGGCAGGGAGCGGAUUUUCCACUCGUCGGUGCAGCUGGCGGACACAUCGGAGGCCGGGCCCGGCAGCCUUCCUGACCUAACGCCGGCCUCGGAGGCGGCUCAGCUCCACGCCGCUGGGGGCGAUCGAGGCAAGAACUGUAGGAGGAUGUUGUUCCUGAAGGAAACUUCCACAACUUCUUCUCGAGAAAAGUCUGGGAAAGUAGAACCGCAAAGUAGUAACUGCCAGCUUCCCAAAGCCUGUCACCAAAGGACACGCAGCAACUCGACCAGUGUUAAUCCCUACUGCACAGGGGAGAUCGACUUUCACACGAUAAAGAGCUCUGCGGCCUGCACGGACAGGCAGCCUUACCCCCUGUGUGGCAGCCGGAAGUCCCUCUCUCAGCAGCUGGACUGCCCAGCGGGAAAGUCUGCGGGCAGCUCGAGACCCACCCGGUCGCUCAGCACAGCUCAGCUGGCACAGCCCUCGGGGGGCCUCCAGGCUUCCGUCAUCUCCAACAUCGUGCUGAUGAAGGGCCAGGCCAAGGGCCUGGGCUUCAGCAUCGUUGGGGGAAGGGACAGCAUUUACGGCCCCAUCGGAAUUUACGUCAAAACCAUCUUUGCGGGGGGAGCGGCAGCAGCGGACGGACGGCUGCAAGAAGGGGAUGAAAUUCUGGAGCUCAACGGAGAAUCGAUGGCCGGACUAACACACCAGGACGCCCUGCGCAAGUUCAAGCAAGCCAAAAAGGGGCUCCUGACCCUCACCGUGAGAACGCGCCUGACGGCGCCCCACUCGCCGAGCAGCCACCUGUCGCCCCCGCUGUGCCGCUCCCUGAGCUCCAGCACCUGUGCCACCAAGGACAGCGGGUCCUUCGGCUUGGGGAGCCCCGCCGCCCCCCCCAGCACGGCCAAGCCCAACUACAGAGUCAUGGUGGAGGUCUCUCUGCAGAAAGAGGCUGGCGUCGGUCUGGGCAUCGGCCUGUGCAGUGUGCCCUAUUUCCAGUGCAUCUCCGGCAUUUUCGUUCACACGCUCUCUCCGGGGUCUGUGGCACACUUGGAUGGACGGCUCUGGUGUGGGGACGAGAUCGUGGAAAUCAAUGACUCCCCUGUGCACUGCCUGACGCUCAACGAAGUCUACGCGAUCCUGAGUCACUGCAGUCCUGGGCCCGUCCCCAUCAUCGUCAGCCGGCAUCCAGACCCACAGGUGUCUGAAAUGCAACUCAAAGAAGCUGUGGCCCAGGCUGUGGAGAAUGUCAAGUUUGGAAAGGAGAGGCAUCAGUGGAGCCUGGAAGGUGUCCCGAGGCUGGAGAGCAGCUGGCAUGGGCGGCCGACCUUGGAGAAGGAGAGAGAGAGGAACUCAGCAGCCCCUAAUCGCAGGGCUCAGAAGGUCAUGAUCCGUUCCAGCAGCGACAGCAGCUAUGUGUCCGGGUCCCCCGGGGGAAGCCCCGUCAGCGGCAGCGAGCAGCAGCCUUCCGACCCGGAAGUCCACACGCCCAGCCCGAGCCUGUCCCCAGUGCAGGAGCCGGGGACGCUUCCCGUGGCUCCGUCCCGGCCGCCCCAGGAGAGCCCGCCCCGCCCUGGGUUCCCGCACAGCCACCCACCGCUGAGACUGAAGAAAUCCUUCGAGAUUUUGGUGAGAAAACCCACGACCUCCAAGCCCAAGCCUCCGCCCAGAAAAUACUUUAAAAGUGACAGCGACCCUCAGAAGAGUCUGGAAGAGAGAGAGAACUCCCCAUGCCCUUCUGGGCCCACUUUGCCGGCGUGUGGCCAGGAAGCCAGCCGGCUGCCGCCAGCGCCUCGGCCGCCAGGGCAGGAAGACACGGCGGGGAGAGCCCCCCGCGCCCUCGCCUGCUGCCAGGGGCCCGUGGCGGGCCCAUCCUCGGAGGCCGAGCCGGGGAGGAGAGGAGCCAGCCCAGGGGUCCCAACGUCCCCGGUGAAACACCCGCUCCUCAAGAGGCAGGCCCGGAUGGACUAUAGCCUCGACAUCGCGGCCGAAGAGCCCUGGGUGAGAAUUUCCGACUGCAUCAAGAACCUGUUCAGCCCCAUCAUGAGUGACGGCCACGGCCACAGGCCGCUGCAGCCCGGUGCCAGUCUGGGCGAAGAAGACAGGGUGCAGGGCCGCCCAGACGGGACCCCGCCGGAGCCGGGCGCCACCGGGGCUGCCCCCAAGGUCUGCAAGUCGGUGGACAGCGGCACCGUGAAGAAGGGUCCUCCCGUGGCCCCCAAGCCGGCCUGGUUCCGCCACAGCUUGAAGAGUCUGAGGACGCGUGCCGCAGACCCGAGGCGGCCGCCCGACCUGGCCUCCCCCGCCCAGCCGGCACCUGCUUCCAGGGAGCGCCCCCCGGGGCCGCCCACGCGGGCCUUCUCCUCCAUCAGGCAGAGAAUCAGCUCUUUUGAGACCUUCGGCUCCUGUCAGCUGCCCAGCAGAGGAGCCCAGAGAACGAGCCUCGAGGCCUCCGUCGGGGAGGCAGCACGGCCCCCGGGGGAGCGAGAGGGAGGUGGGCUUUCUGGCCUCUCGGGGCGAGGGGCCGCCCCCACCUCCGAGCAGCAGCAGCAGCCAGAGCGAGAGCAGGUGCCGCAGGGCCCCCCCACCCACCCCGAGCCCGGGGACCCGGGCGCGUCGGGGUCCCCUCUCCCGGGACGGCAGUCCAGCCAGAAAGCCCCCCUCCCCGACCCCGACCCUCUCCUGAGGCUGCUGCCGACACACGCGGAGGAACCCCGAGGCCCGGUGGUCAAGGUGCCCGGCCAGCGGGCACGAAGCUUCCCGCUGUCCAGGACCCAGUCCUGCGAGGUGAAGCCGCCGGGCGAGAAGACCAGUCAGCUCUACUCCAUCAGUAGCCGGGUGUCGUCGGCUGUCAUGAAGUCCUUGCUGUGCCUCCCGUCCUCUGUCUCCUGGGGCCAGGCUGCCUGCACCCCCACGGACGGGGGCUGUCCCGCGCCGUCGGCCAGCGACGCCCCGGCCGCGAGCAGUGCUGCAGAACCGCCUGCCUCGGACACGGGGUUCUCCCUCAACCUUUCAGAGCUGAGAGAGUACACGGAGGGGCUCGGGGAGCCCACGGAAGCCGACAGCCGGGACCACUGCUCCCCUCAGUCUGGCCAAUCGGUUAUCUCUCUGCUGAGCGCCGAGGAAUUAAAGAAGCUCAUCGAGGAAGUGAAGGUUCUGGAUGAAGCGACCUUAAAGGUAGGCUUUCUUUGCAAGCGCCCACAGGGACCAAGGCCGUACUCCGAGCCGCGGCCAGAGCGGGGUCGGAGCCCGUGGGGGCGGGACAGGGCCUCACUGGACCCCCGAGACUCGACCCGCCACUCGAACGGAGCUUGGUGGCUUCUAAAGUGCUUGCGAUCAUUGGCUCCUUGCAUCUUUUGAGCCAUUUUAUAAAGGAGCCAGGUGAGCUCAGCUCAAGGUCACAGAGGUUUUCUGCCCCCAAGUUCUGUGCCUCGUGCACAUCCCACGGCCUGCCGGCCUGGCGUUCAGGUCCAGGAGAUGCUUCAGGGCACCGUGCUGUUGUAAGCCGUGGGAAUUUCUGAGCUCUGACCCUGGAGACCUCCCCUGCCCACCGAGAGAGGGGGCUCCUUCCAGGGCUUGUGAGGCCCCGCCCCCAAAGUCACUCAAGUCAUUGCGAAAGUGCCACUUCCCUUAGGCUUCUGAGCACAACCGCAAGAUGUGUGGAGAGGAAGUGGCCGGGCAGAGCUGAGGUCCGCUCAGCUCAGGCGCUCAAGGGCUUGCCCCCUCCUGCGUUGCCCCAGAUCUGCAAAGGCUUUCCGCACCAGAAUCAUCCAAGAUUCUGCAACGAUUAGGGAGGCAUCAUAGUCGGAAUUCUCCAGGUCAAGGGUGUGGCUUAGCCUGAGCCGCACAAGACGCCCUGGGCUACGACUCACCCAUCACCCGUAGUACCCUGGCACCAUGGUCCCCCGGGGCUUUAUUCACACGAAAUAGCUCAGGGAAAAGUGUGUAGAACACAGAGAGCUGUCUUGUGCAGGGUGUCACCGGGAGACCAUUUGCUUUUCUGCCGGACGAGGGCCCCUUACAGGGCCAGUAACCUGAUAACUUGGGUCAAAGUGGGGAGAUGUGGGCCAGUGCUGGGGUGGAGGUGGGUGGUGAGAUCCCUUCAUCCCUCUGGGUCUUGGGGGCUCCACACCCAAGGGUCACAGAGUCAGCUGCACGACAGGUGCCCCGGUGGUGCCAGAGCGAGUGAAUUCUUCACGUGAGGUCGUUCCCUCACAGCGACGGCCAACUCGUGGGCCAGGAGCCACGUGCAAGCGCAGGUGUAUUUUCGUUGAUCUGCGUGGGGAUGUUAUAAAUCAUCAUAGUCUGAAUAUUCUGAAACCUGAACUGAUACCUGGUUGUCCGGCUUCUCUCUUUGCUUAAAGGGACCGGUCGGGUAGCGCUGGGUCUACGCGGCCACGCAGCAGGUUCCUUUGGGCGGGGGGACGUGCUGCCUGGUCCUCGGCAGUUCCCGUCACCCCUAAAUCUCUCACGUCUGCACAGUUUGCUCCUGUAAGCGGUCUGCCCGGCCCCCAGUAUGCAUUUCAGCUUGGGGCCUCGGGUCAAGACCAGAAGGAGCUUCUCUGAUUCCAGACAGCGCAGGAGGAUUGUUUUGGCUCCUGUGAGCCCACGUGCAGGCCGGAAGCAUGUGUGUGCGUGGGCGUGCGUGUGUGCGUGGGCGCGCGUGUGUGCGUGGGCUCUUGUGGGGGGGCACGUGUGUGUGCGCGCGCGUGUGUGCGCGGGCUCUUAGGGGCGCGCGUGUGUGCGUGGGCGCGCGCGUGUGUGGGCUCUUGUGGGUGCGCGUGUGUGCGUGGGUGCACGUGUGUAUGGGCUCUUGUGGGCGCGCGUGUGUGCGUCAGCGGGCGUGGGCGCGCGUGUGCGUGGGCUCUUGUGCACGCGCAUGUGUAUGGGCUCUUGUGGGUGUGUGCGUGGGCUCUUGUGGGCGUGCGUGUGUGGGUGGGCUCUUGGGGCGCACGUGUGUGUGGGCACGCGUGUGUACGUGGGCUCCUGUGGGCGCGUGUGCGUGCAGGGGUGCGCGUGUGCGUGGGCUCUUGUGGGCGCGCGUGUGUGCGUGGGUGCGUGUGUAUAUGGGUUCUUAUGGGCGCGCGUGUGUGCGUCGGCGUGCGUGUGCGUGGACGCGCGUGUGCGUGGGCUCUUGUGCGCGCGCAUGUGUAUGGGCUCUUGCGGGUGUGUGCGCGUGGGCUCUUGUGGGCGCGUGUGUGUGCGUGGGCGUGCGCGUGCGCUGCAGCCGGGAGUCCGCUGGGCUCUUUCCUGUGCUGCUCUACCCCCAGGAGGAGCAGGAAGAGAGAAGGAGCAAGCGCUCCCUGCAGAACAGCCGUGACCCCUGGGGUUGCCAGUGUCCCAGGGGCCGGCCUCGCCCCACGCUGCAGUGGUAGAGCUGCGUCACCCCACACGCUGGGUUUCCCCGACUUAGUGGCGCCUGGCCGGGUUGGAACAGGUGUGGGUGAGGGCGGGGCGGCCAGGGGAGGAGACGGGAACUGCACCUGACAUACACACUUUUUCUCUUCUAAGCUUCCUAGGACUCCAGAAAGCACAGUCCUCUCUGUCCACAUGAUGGAACAGGUUUGAGGAGGUGACAUCACUUGGCACGUGGCCAAGCCCCAUGGGGCUCGAGAUCAAAUCAGCCCGAGGUCCCACGCUGGUUAAACUGCUCAGGCUGGCGCGGCGGACGUUUUAAACGU
Prionailurus viverrinus (fishing cat) is the source of this 6042-nucleotide messenger RNA. It is a transcript of the gene IL16, whose product is annotated as interleukin 16. The transcript has 15 exons. The record is from RefSeq and is a predicted model, not a curated record. Gene Ontology annotation, molecular function: CD4 receptor binding; cytokine activity. Gene Ontology annotation, biological process: induction of positive chemotaxis; leukocyte chemotaxis. Bases 230 to 3721 code for a protein of 1163 amino acids. Lineage: Eukaryota; Metazoa; Chordata; Mammalia; Carnivora; Felidae.